ACUCCUUAUAUUUUGUCCCUCUUUAUCUUCCAUUUCCACCAACGUUAUACUCUCCAACGCAUGGAAACACAUAUUGUUCCAUCCAACCAAAACCUUAAUUUCACUCCAACAUCUUCUCUCUCUUUCAAUCCUUAGCAACAUCCUCCAUGGAAGAUCUUCCAUCACCACUUCCACCAAAAACAUACAAACUAACCGCAACUUCAAUCUCUUACACCAAAAACCUACAAACAAACAACAUCAUCGUUGCACCAUUUCUCAUCUUCAAAAACUGCACACCAACUCCACCAACCUACAUCCUCAAAGAUGUUUCCCUCACAGCUUACCCUUCUGAGAUUCUCGCCAUUGUUGGUCCAAGUGGUGCAGGAAAAUCAACUCUUUUAGACAUUCUUUCAGCUAGAAGAUUACCCUUAAGUGGAACACUUUCACUCAACUCUUCACCUAUUACCAACCCUUCAACAUUCAGAAAACUCUCAGCUUAUGUUCCUCAACAUGAUGCAUGUCUUCCUAUGUUAACCGUUGCUGAAACUUUCGCCUUUUCCGCUUCUCUUCUUAAGCCUAAAACAAUUGACAUUGCUUCCAUUGUUUCAUCUCUUUUGAAUGAGCUUAGACUAACACAUUUGGCUAACACAAGGCUUAAUCAUGGUUUGUCUGGUGGUGAACGAAGAAGGGUCUCUAUAGGACUCAGUCUUCUUCAUGAUCCUGCUGUUUUGUUACUUGAUGAACCUACUUCUGGUCUUGAUAGUUCAUCUGCUUUCAAAGUCAUGCAAACCCUUAAAUCAACUUGUGUUUCGUAUAAUAGAACCAUUGUUCUUUCCAUUCAUCAACCUAGUUUCAAGAUUCUCUCUUGUAUUGAUAGAAUCUUACUUCUUUCAAAAGGGACUGUUGUUCAUCAUGGAAGCUUAGCUUCACUUCAAUCUUUCUUGCAUUCAAAAGGGUUCACUGUUCCACAUCAGCUCAAUGCAUUGGAAUAUGCUAUGGAAAUAUUGAACCAAUUGAAUAUGGUUAGUCUUAGUCCAAUGAUUACUCCACCUAGUCCACCUGAAUCACCAGAAAAUUCUAAAUCUGCUAUAGUUUCUUCUGUAUCUGACAAUAUUGGAAGAACUAAGAGAAAAGGAAAAGAUCUCAGGUACAAGAGUUCAAGGAUUCAUGAGAUUUGUACACUUUUUAAACGGUUUUGGAAGAUCAUAUACAGAACAAGACAACUUCUUUUGACAAACACAGCAGAAGCACUUCUGGUUGGUCUUAUUUUAGGAACAAUUUACAUCAACAUUGGGUUUGAUAAAGAAGGUAUAGUGAAAAGGUCUGGUCUAUUUGCAUUCACUCUUACCUUCUUACUAUCCUCCACAACAGAAACACUUCCAAUCUUUAUCAACGAGAGACCAAUCUUGUUAAGAGAAACAUCAAGUGGUGUUUAUAGGCUAUCAUCUUAUCUUAUAGCAAACACACUUGUUUUCUUGCCAUAUUUGCUAGUAGUUGCUGUUAUUUACUCUAUUCCAGUUUACUUCUUGGUUGGUCUUUGUAGCUCUUGGUUCUCUUUUGCUUAUUUUGUUCUAGUCAUUUGGGUUAUAGUUCUUAUGGCAAACUCAUUUGUCCUUUUCUUGAGUUCUCUAGCACCAAACUACAUUGCUGGAACUUCACUCUUGACAGUGCUACUUGCAGCAUUUUUUCUGUUCUCUGGUUACUUCAUCUCCAAGGAAUGUUUACCUAAGUAUUGGCUAUUCAUGCACUUCUUUUCUAUGUAUAAAUACGCGCUCGAUGCGCUUCUUAUCAACGAGUAUUCUUGCUUAGCUACAAGGUGUUUGAUAUGGUUUCAAGAGAAUGAUCAUGAGUGCAUGAUCACUGGUGGAGAUGUGUUGCAGAAGAGAGGGCUCCAUGAGAGACAGAGAUGGACCAAUGUGUACUUUUUGAUUGGAUUCUUUGUUUUUUAUCGUGUCCUUUGUUUCUUGGUUUUGCUUAGAAAGAUUUCAAGAUCUAAAACAUGAAGGGAAAGAAGUGAAAAUGGUAAGCAUAUAAGAAUUUUCUUCAACUAUUAUUAUCCUUUAUUUUGUAUCAACUUGUUUAAUUAUUUCAUCUUGUUUAUGCAAAGUGUAUAUAUAAGUAUAAUAAUGUGAAACUCAUGCAGCAACAAAGAAAGUUUGUUUUUCUAAGAUAUUAAGUUGACUGUUUCUUUUCUCUACUUUGGUUGUAAUGUUAAACCUCAUUAAUUCUUUUAUUUGGAUACAUAUUGUUUUGAAUGAUUUGGUAUGGUUAUAUGAUAUUUCAUUUUCUUGAUAUCUAUAUAUACACAAGUGGAUAAAUAGUACUUAAGAUUGCGACAUCUCAUGAUAUAUGAAUGAAUCUUAGAUAAUAUACAUGCAUUAUUAUAGCGAUUAUAUAUAACAGGGAAAUCCACAUAGAUAUAUCUUGGCCUAUUCAAUUGUUCUAUUUGUUUAACUUUGUUGUGAUGGGGUCACGGGUCUCAUUAGUUGAAAAGGUGAGAGAAGAAUCCACAGCUGUCUUCUUCAUUCAUAAUGAAAGUGAUUUUUGUCACUUGGCUAACUUGUUGCUGCUGAUCCAUUUUUUGUCUGCUAUCUCUGAGCUAUAGUGUUGGUGCUCACGGGUUCUUCAUUUGUGGUAUCCCGUGAACUUACUCAUUUUUUUAAGUUGAGUGCUGCAUUGCAUAAAAUGAACAUGCCACUUUGAGUCAUAGUAUCUUACUUUUCAAAUUUUCACCCAUCCAAUAAAUAGUACUAAAGUUUAUAGAAUGAAAAUGAUGAAGCUAGGACACCCAAAAACACGACACUGAAAUGUCGGUACCGAUAAUAAUUUAAAAACAUGAGUAAAUUAUUAAAUGUAAUCAUAAGUGUCAGUGUCAGUUUUGGACACAGACGCUAACACAAAUACACUUUUUUCGAUGCUACGUAACAUAUUG
Vicia villosa (hairy vetch) is the source of this 2911-nucleotide messenger RNA. Its product is annotated as ABC transporter G family member 4. The transcript has a single exon. Gene Ontology annotation, cellular component: membrane. The record is from RefSeq and is a predicted model, not a curated record. Lineage: Eukaryota; Viridiplantae; Streptophyta; Magnoliopsida; Fabales; Fabaceae. Bases 147 to 1982 code for a protein of 611 amino acids. Gene Ontology annotation, molecular function: ATP hydrolysis activity; ATP binding; ABC-type transporter activity.